Molecule: messenger RNA, 2735 nt
Organism: Nilaparvata lugens (brown planthopper)
Lineage: Eukaryota; Metazoa; Arthropoda; Insecta; Hemiptera; Delphacidae
Gene: TAF1B
Product: TATA box-binding protein-associated factor RNA polymerase I subunit B
Exons: 11
Coding region: 288-2651 (787 amino acids)
Biological process (GO): nucleolar large rRNA transcription by RNA polymerase I; RNA polymerase I preinitiation complex assembly
Cellular component (GO): RNA polymerase transcription factor SL1 complex; RNA polymerase I core factor complex
Molecular function (GO): RNA polymerase I core promoter sequence-specific DNA binding
Source: RefSeq, a predicted model, not a curated record
AUCAGGCCUGUGUCAAAAACAUAACCUAUCUUUAUUCAAAACAAUGCAGAAUGCAUGCAUACACGCACGUGUUUUCCCUUUUCCAAUUUAUUAGAAACUUUUUUUUUUAAUGUGAAACUGUAAAAAUAUCCCAAUAAGCUUAGAAACUUAUCAGUUCAAUUUUUUUUCUGAAUUUUAAAGUGUUUUCGUGUUUUAAUGUUAUUAUUUAUAACAUUAUAAGAUGAGAACGUUAUUCAAUAAUAAUUGACUUUUCAGAAAAGCAAGUUUUUUGGUAAAAAUUUACCAAGAUGGGUGUUUGUUCCACUUGCGGAGGUACGCAAUUCUACACAAAUGAUGGCUUUUAUUUCUGUUCCCGGUGUCAGACUCAGUUGGAGGGUGACCAAGAAUUUAUCUUUGAACAAGGAACUGUUUCCCAGGUGAAGAAAAUUCGUGAUCAAAAGAAGGACACUUCCAAGACAGAAGUCGAACAUCUUACUUCAUGGGAAGUAUACAAUUACACAUUGAAGUUCUUGGUUGAUAGACUGAUUGAGCUUGGAGCCAGUAAAGACCUGAAACGAACAGUGCUUAACUUGUGGGUCACCUAUCUAACACGACUGGAAAUUGCAUCUCGAUCAAACACUAUUCAUGUUAAUCUGGCUACGAAAAAACGCGACAUCAAGGUUUUAGGAGGAAAAAUUGGGAAGAAAUCAGAAAAUAGAAGGAAUAGUUCAUUUUUCGCUUCCAACUACAGUCCGAAAAAAAGAAACCUCAAGAAAAAUCGGUUGAAAAUGCCAGAUGAUACUGUUGGUGAAUUAUCGCACGAAUCAAGCAAAGUGAGAAAGGGUCACUUCACAAAAUUCAAAAGAAAAGUUGCCGUUACUGAGUACUCACAGUCUCAGGAAAUGAUGCAGGAAUCAAGUCAACUCCUUUCUCAAACUCAAACUUUGGAUAGCAUUGGAGACACUACCUCAGAUAACUCUCCUCGAAUACUAAUGAACAAAAAGUCAAGAUUUGAUUGGCAAAUUUUGAGGAAAGUGAUGUCUGGAAGAAAACGUGCAGAAAAAAGGAAAAUCAUGAAGAGGGUUAUUGAUUCGCAAUCAAAAAGCAGCCAGAACGUAACUUUUUCAUCAGUUUGGGCUUUACUACAGCUUGGCAUGAUUCUUUCUUGUCAGAAAGCAACGUUGAAUGACAUCAUCAGAUGGAAUUUAGAAGGUCAUCUAUCUCACAGGCAGGUAAUAGAGCUUCUGCCCUCUGAAAUUCUAGGAGGAUAUUUGAAUGUGCUUCUUCCCAAUCGUAGACUGAAUAGUACAAUGUUGAGGCUCACUAUGGCAAGAAUAGCAAACUACAUUUCUAUCGCUCAGUUUCCUCCACCUGACUUCAAUGAACUGAUUUCCAGAUACAUGACAGAACUCAAUUUACCAGAAAAGUUGAUGAAAAGAGUACGUAUUUUAUUUUCUCUAUGCAAACCAAAAUUGUUCUUCAACAAUAAAGAUUUGGCAUUCCACUGUGAAUCAAUUACCAUGGCAUACAUCAUUGUUGUUCUGAAACUUUUCUUUGGUUUGAAUGGGAGAACAGAAUUCAAUUUAUCAAAACUAUCCAAUCAUCUGAACAGCUUAACGGGUCCAGAAGGAAAGAAAUAUUUUUCAUGGACUGAAUGGACACGCUUUAUCGAGUGUAGGAAGUAUGUGGUUGCUGACUACCACUAUCCAACCAGAAUCACUCAUUUGUCCAAACAAGCAUUUGUUCAAUCGGAUAAAAACUCGUAUUUGAACUAUAUCCGACAAAAGAAGAUUGUCAACUUCAAAAAAACAGGUGAUACAACUGAAUGGGAAAAAUAUGUAACUCAGACGGUGGAAGAAUUGGGUGAUAGUAACAGCAAGCAUUCACCAGAAUUCGCGCCAUCUUUGACUCCUUUGUCAACGUAUGCGAACUCGUUGCUGGACGAUCCCGACUGCCACUUGUCCGCACAAGUCACACAUUUGUUGAGAGACGAUUUCAGUCAACAACAUUUGAUUCUUCCAGACAAGUAUGCUCGUUUGGGUAAGGCGUAUAAAGUGUCAAUCAACGUGAACCGUGCUAGUCUUCGACCAAAAACAAUUUCGAAUUUUGAUUCAAUGAUUGAUGAUCCCAAAUCCUAUUCCUUCGAAAAUCGCAAUGUUGAAGCAUUGAUUAUUGAUGAUCGAGAGUCAAAUCUCGUUCACGAAUCCUUUGGAGACAAAACGAUGAUUACACCGGAAAAAAGAUGUGCCGCGUCACCCAGAACACCCAAAAGUUCACUUUCCAAAAAACGUAAGCGACGAUCGUCUUUUUCCAUGCAUGAAAUCGACGUUUCGAAAAUAGCCGAAAAUCUUCUGAAGAAGAGAUUGAGUGAAGUUUCCAUGAACAGAAAUGGCAUUGAUGCGAUGUUUAGCUGCGCUAACAAUUCCGAUGAGAACUCAAAAAAUGUGUCAUUCACUGUGGAUAAUCCCUAUGCCCAUUAUUGGGUGAUACAUUUCAAAGACUCCAUCACGAAAGAAGACUUUGGAAAUCUUUCGAAACGGCUAUUUCCAGUCACAUUCUACUGGCUUAUACACGAAUGCUCCAAUAUGAUCAAUGUGAGUGCAAUCGACUUAUACUCCUAUAUUUUGAAGGUUGAGAAAAAUGCACACUCCCUUCUGAAUCUAGCAAAAUAAUAGUUGAAUGUUCAUUCAUAUUCAUAAUUUUGUAGUAAAAAUUGAGAAUUUGUUGUGAUAAUAUUAAUAUAAUUUAUAAGCUAA